AUGGAAGAAGAGACAAAAGUUAUUGCAGAAGUUCCAGUGACAAAGGUUGUUGAAGAAGUGGAUCACAAAGAUGUUGACAUUAAGGCAACAAACGGAGACUUGCCGGCUAAGGAAAUAGCCGAAGGAAAGAAAGACGAGGAAGAUAAUGCCUCGGAUGGAGAGUUCAUUAAAGUCGAGAAGGAAGAGAAUGUGGUUGAUGAUACGUCCAAUAAAACUGAAAGAAGCUCGGAUCCUCCUAGCAGAGAGUUUCUUGAAGCGCAAGAGAAGGUUCGGGAACUCGAGGCUGAAGUGAAAGCACUUGCAGAAUCUUUGAAGACAUCUGAACAUGAAAACGCGGAGCUGAAGGGAGAGGUCUCUGAAACACAAGAGAAAUUGAAAGAAAGUGGAAAGAAAACCGAAGAGCUUGAACUAAGUCACAAGAAACUGCAAGAGCAGAUUGUUGAAGCUGAGAACAAGUACAAUCUGCAGGUCAGCACUCACGAAGAGGCUCUGCGAAGUCAAGAAGUUAAGCAGAAAGAGCUUCUUGAGGUGAAGGAAGCGUUUGACGAUCUGAAUGUCAAGCUCGAAAGCUCCCAAAAGAAGACACAGGAGUUGGAGAAUGAGCUGCAAGUUUUUAAGGACGAGGCACAAAAGUUCGAGGAGCUGCAUAAGCAAAGCGUUUCACAGGCUGAGUCUGAGGGAAACAAGGUGAUUGAAUUUGAGAGGCUACUUGAAGAAGCGAAAUCGAGUGCGAAAGGUAAGGAAGAUGAGAUCGCUUCUCUGAAGGAAGAAUUGAAGGGAGUUAAUGAUAAGAUUGCUGAAAAGGAAAAGGUUGAAGAAGCACUUAAAACAACUGCAGCAGAACUCUCUACUGUCCAAGAGGAGUUGACACUCUCCAAAACACACGUAUCGGAAGUUGAGCAAAGAUUGUCUUCAAGAGACUCGCUCGUAGACGAGUUGACGAAGGAAUUAAACCUGAUAAAAACUUCAGAAACACAGAUAAAAGAAGAGUUCUCGGCACUUCAAAACCUAUUUGUUUCUACAAAGGAAGAGCUAAAGGAAAAAAGUUCCGAGUUGGAAAGUGCAAGGCUCAAGCUGCAGGAGGAGGAAACAUCGAGAGAAUCAAUUGAAGUUUCACUCAAGAGCCAGGAAGCGAAGUUUCUAUCGGUACAAGAGGAACUGACUAAGCUCAACGCAGAAAAAACAAGGCUUGAGGAAACUUUUGAAGAUCUAACCGUUAAUGCGAAACACUUUAAGGAGUUGUCCACUGAUUUAGAGGAGAAACUAAAGCUUUCGGAAGAAAAUUUUAGUAAAACGGAUUCUCUUUUAUCUGAGGCGCUUUCGAACAAUUCAGAGCUGGAGCAGAAGGUGAAGUCUUUAGAAGACCUUCAUAAUGAAGCUGGAUCUGUCGCAGCUACUGCGACUCAAAGGAGUCUUGAGCUCGAGGGUCAUGUUGAAGCUACAAAUGCAGCUGCAGAAGAGGCAAAAUCACAGCUACGAGAGCUUGAAACACGCUUCAUAACGGUAGAGCAGAAGAAUAUCGAGCUUGAGCAGCAAUUAAAUUCAGUGCAAUUGAAAGCCGAUGAAGCUGAGAGAGACGUGACUGAAUAUUCCGAGAAAAUUUCUCAUCUCGAAGCUAAAUUAAAAGAGGCCGAGGAAGCGAAGAAUCUUCUUAAUGGCCUACUGCAGGAGCACACAGAUAAGGUAAGUCAACUUGAAUCAGAUUUAAACCAAUCAAUCAAGCAGAAAUCGCAAUUGGAGGAGGAGCUGAAGAUAGUCGCUGACAAAUGUUCUGAGCAUGAAGAUCGAGCUACCUCAUACAAUCAACGCAGCCUAGAACUAGAAGAUUUAAUUCAGAGCUCUCAUUCUAAAUCCGAAAGUGCUGAAAAGAGAGUGAGUGAGUUGGAGUUGCUACUUGAAACUGAGAAAUACAGAAUUCAGGAACUUGAACAACAAACAACCACAUUAGAAAAGAAAUAUAGUGAAUCAGAAGAAAAUUCCAAUAAACAUCUUGAAAAUGUGUCUUAUCUGACAUCAGAACUCGAAGUGUUUAAAGCACAAACCUCAACCCUUGAAAGUACGCUGCAAGAAGCGAAUGAAAGGGAAAAAGAGUUAAAAGAUUCAUUAAACACUGUGACGGAUGAAAAGAAAAAGUUAGAAGAUUCUUUAAACAGUUUGAGCGAGAAGUUUUCCGAGGCAGAAAACCUUUUGGAAAUUGUGAGGGAUGAUUUAAAUCUCACACAAGUUAAGUUGCAAAGCACUGAAAAUGAUCUCAAGGCUGCUGAAUUGAGAGAGAGCGAGAUAAGAGAAAAACUUAAUGCUACUGAAGAAAAUCUUGUUGUAAAGGGAAGAGAUAUAGAGCAUACUACUGCCAGAAACUUAGAACUCGAGUCGUUACAUGAAUCUCUGUCAAGAGAUUCUGAACAGAAGCUCCAAGAAGCUAUUGAAAAAUUCAACAGCAAAGAUUCCGAGGUUCAAUCUCUGCUUGAGAAAAUUAAGAUUCUGGAGGAGAAUAUUGCAGGAGCCGGUGAAGAGUCUGCAUCUUUGAAGAGUGAAUUCGAAGCGUGUUUGAGCAAACUCGCUUCAUUGCAAAGCGAAAACGAAGAUUUGAAAACGAUAAUUGUUGAAGCUGAGAACAAGACUUCACAGUCAUUUUCUGAGAAUGAAUUACUGGUUGGAACAAACAUUCAACUGAAAUCAAAGAUUGAUGAACUUCAGGAGUCAUUGAACAGUGUUCUAUCUGAGAAGGAAAUCACUGCUCAAGAACUUGUUUCACAUAAGAAUUUAGUAACUGAGUUGAAUGAUGUACAAUCAAAAUCUUCCGCAAUUCAUUCUGCCAAUGAAGCUCGCAUCGUGGAGUUAGAGUCCCAGUUACAAGAAGCUUUGCAGAAGCAUACUGAGAAGGAAUCAGAAACCAAAGAAUUGAAUGAGAAGCUGAAUACUCUAGAAGGACAGAUAAAGUUGUAUGAAGAACAGGCGCGGGAAGCUGUUGCAACGGCUGAAACUCAUAAGUCUGAGCUUGAGGAGAAUCUCGUAAAAUUAAAGCAUCUUGAAACAGUUGUUGAGGAGCUACAAAACAAGUCACUCCACCAUGAAAAAGAAACUGCUGGAGUAAAGGAGGAAAAUUCAAAACUUGUUCAGGAAAUAGCUGUCUAUGAAACCAAAUUAAGUGAUUUACAGUCAAAGCUCACUGCAGAACUUGCCGAGAAGGACAAGACAAUUAAUGAGAUAGUCUCAUCGAAGAACGCCGCCGAAGACUUAGUGACAAAGCUCAGUGAAGAAGUGCAGACAUUGAAGUCAGAGAUAUCUUCGGUAAUAGAGGAGAAGAACUUGCUCAAUGAGACUAAUCAGAGUUUAAAGAAGCAACUUGAGUCUAUGAUACUUGACCUUGAAGAGAAGUUGAAGGAGCAUCAGAAAAAUGAAGACUCUUUGAGAUCUGAGGUUGAAACACUCAAAGCUGAGAUAGCUGAGAAAUCUGUUUUGCAAAGUCGGCUCACGGAAAUUGAAGCACAACUCGUGAAAGCUGAAUCUAAACUACAUGAAGAGGUUGGAAAUGUUCAAGCUGCUGCUUCUCAAAGAGAAGCUGAUUUGAGUUCAAAAUUUACAGAUUAUGAACAAAAAAUCAAUGAAAUAAAUGUUCUGAAUGCAAAGGUGGUCGAACUUGAGAAAGAGUUGCAACUUGCACAGGCUGCUAUAGCUAAUCAGAAAGGAGCAGAAUCUCAGAAGAUGGAACUAGAGGAAGCAUUGAAGAAAUCUCAAGAAGAACUUGAAACUAAGAAAAAUGAAAUCUCUCUUCUACAAAAACAAGUACUAGAUUUUGAGCAGAAAUCGCAACAGGGUAGCGAGAAAAUCUCAGUCAAGGGUGAGGAGAGUGUUGACAAGAAGGAUGGAGUGGAAGUGAAAUCACGAGACUUUAGCAUCUCGACUCCAACGAAAAGGAAGAGCAAGAAGAAGUCAGAAGCAACAGCUGCUCAGGCAUCAUCUACUUCGGCCGAGACUCAAACUCAAACCGGCCAGGAUUCGCCUUUCACGAACUUGAAGUUCAUCUUUGGAACUGCUCUUGUGUCUAUUAUCUUUGGCAUAAUUCUUGGGAAGCGUUAUUAA
Molecule: messenger RNA, 4083 nt
Organism: Lathyrus sativus (Indian pea)
Lineage: Eukaryota; Viridiplantae; Streptophyta; Magnoliopsida; Fabales; Fabaceae
Source: the annotation of a GenBank genome assembly